This is a messenger RNA of Osmia bicornis bicornis, 1119 nucleotides long. RefSeq names its product jerky protein homolog-like. Gene Ontology annotation, molecular function: DNA binding. Bases 1 to 1119 code for a protein of 372 amino acids. Gene Ontology annotation, cellular component: nucleus. The transcript has a single exon. The record is from RefSeq and is a predicted model, not a curated record. NCBI's taxonomy places the organism in Eukaryota, Metazoa, Arthropoda, Insecta, Hymenoptera, Megachilidae.
AUGUCGUGGGUGUCAAAUUUUAAACGGCGCCAUAACAUACGUCUGGUGAGUGUAUGCGGUGAAAAAGCGAGUGCUGAUACAAAUUUAGCAGAAUCAUUUAUUCAGUAUUUUCAACGACACAUAGAAGAGGAAGAUAUUGAUAUAGAGAAUGUGUAUAAUAUGGACGAAAGUGGAUUAUUUUGGAAGGCGCUUCCAAUAAAAACGUUGUCGACGGAAAAAAAUGUAGCUGGGUUCAAAAUGAAGAAAGACAGAAUUACCUUCGGGUUAUGUGCCAAUGUUACCGGGACCAAUAAAAUAAAACCUUUAGUAGUGCACAAACAUAAAAAACCAAGAGCGUUGAAGCACUCAUUGCACAGACUUCCAGUCUGCUAUAAAUCACAAAAAAAUGCUUGGGUAGACCGUGAAAUAUUUCAGGAUUGGUAUGAACAGCACUUCAAGCCUAGCGUCCGUGAAUAUCAAAUAAAGAAAGGCAUCACUGGGAAGGUAGUAUUAUUACUUGAUAAUUGCGCAAGUCAUCAAGUUCCAUUAUCUGAGGACGAUGAUACAUUUUCUGUUAAAUAUCUUCCACCAAACACCCCAGCCCUCCUACAACCAAUGGAUCAAGGAGUGAUUCUUAAAACUAAACGAAUCUUCCAAAACGAAAUGUGCCGCUCCAUUUUAACGUAUGAAGGAGGGGUUAAUGAAUUUUAUGCCAAUUACAAUAUAAAAGAUUGCAUUGAUAUUUUGAUACAGGCAUGGGGAGAAGUUACGCCUGAAAAUAUACGGCACAGUUGGCAUAAAAUAAUUCCAGCUUCUUUGCGCAUUCAAAGUUAUUUUAGAAAUGAGAGUGAGGACGAUGGUUUGGAAGAUGCAAUAUCGGUGAUUAGUGAUGAACAAAUUUCGCAACAACAAGCGACUAUCUUUUUAAAUACAUGCCGUAUAGAGGAAGAGGAAGUUCCACAAAGUGAUGCAGAUAAUCAAGACAGUAACAAUGAAAGUGAACAGGACAGUGAUAAUGAAGACGAACACAACAUACAAUCACCACAAGAACAAAUAAAAUACAAGUUACAGUGUUUAAAAUACCACAUCAUGCGAGCAAGCUGUUUAACAACAGAAUUACAAGAUCUUUCUUCUUCAUAG